CGAUCGUUUCUGGUGCAAACAUUUAUACAUUUAUGGAACCAUUUACAUUUUUUGGCUUGCUCUACUGGCUGUUGUGCAUGAUACUGUUCGGGCCGGCGAUGUUCUUUGUCUCCGUUUAUCUGCCAGAACUUCCAGUGAGAUAUGUGAAAAGUCUAAGGCAGCAAAGAACAUAUUUAUAAUGAUAAUAAUGUACAACCACCAAUCGAUUUACUGCUCUAAUAAAAAUGUAUUCAAAAGAAAA
Molecule: messenger RNA, 241 nt
Organism: Drosophila subobscura
Lineage: Eukaryota; Metazoa; Arthropoda; Insecta; Diptera; Drosophilidae
Exons: 1
Coding region: 33-179 (48 amino acids)
Source: RefSeq, a predicted model, not a curated record